This is a messenger RNA of Porites lobata, 1752 nucleotides long. Lineage: Eukaryota; Metazoa; Cnidaria; Anthozoa; Scleractinia; Poritidae. The record is from the annotation of a GenBank genome assembly.
CUAGAAAAAGAGGAGGAAAGACGAAGGGAAGAGGAACUUCAGAAGGAAAGAGAAAGAGUUUUAUUAGAAAGACGACAGAAAGAGGAAGAGAAUCAGUUUGUUAAACAGGUACGUAGAAAGUGAAUGUUUCGUUGUUGUUGCUGUUGUUGUUUUUUUAUCUAUUGUGGUUUCAAUCAGUUUAAUUUGUUUAAACGUGUGGUUAACGUUUUUCCUUACCCUUUCGUUUUCAGAAGAAGAAGGAACAAGAAAUGGAAAGGAAGAGGAAAGAAAAAGAAGAGAAGGUUAGUUUCGGUGACACGUUUAAACCUCAUCCUCCAAUAUUGGACAAAGACAGACUGAUGAAGAAGUUGCUCUUGGAUUAUUUUCACUCACGAAAUGGAAAAUUAAAACACUAUUUCAAGCCUCUAUAAUCGAUAUAAUCGAUAGUUGUUCAAAACUGUUUACUUUAAUUAAAUUGCAAGCAGACGCUUUUAGAUACGGAACCGUCCUUGCUUGCCCUAUAAUAGUUUCUUUCCGUGAACUAGAGCAACAAGCUCUUUUCCUCCUUCAGGUUGUUGCGAGGGUAAACCAAGUUGUUGCCAGUGUAUAGGUCCUAGUUGCUCAAGGCGUGUAACGUUCUCCACUGAAAAAUAAUAUAUAGAUUUAGCCAGGGCUAAAAGCGAAGCUCUCGAUAAUAUUUAUAUUUGGUUCAAACAAAAUAUAAAAUCGUGUAAUGCUAAGCGGCGAAGGCAACGCCGGAGAACGGUGAAAAACAACAAUAGGUCUAAUUAGCCAAAAAGGAACUUUGCACGUGCAGCACACUCUAUUUUGUACAUUUUUUUGCCGUUGUUUUGCACGACUGCAACGUGAAACUUCCAGAAACUUCUUAGUUACAAGUUUUAUAGACUGAAAUGUGGUACGUUUUCUCGCUCACUUUUUUUUCACUGCCGCUCACUUUCACCUUGCAUUGGUGGCCCCUAGCAUUUCUCGUUUUGUCACCACCGCUACAAAAUUGUCAUGUUGUUCUUCCAACAAAAAAAAUGUCUCCUUUCUUUUUUAUCUCUCGCUCUAGAUCUCUCUCGCCCUUUAUCUCGUUGAGCUUCGCUGGCCUGCCGCCCACUUUCUCUUUUUGUCUGUCUUUCUCUUGCUCUAUAUUCCAAAUUUGUGGACUUUAUUGACUCUUUAGUUGUCUCUGCGUCACAAGACGCGGGUGGCAAUGCGAUUUCCCGUCAAAAUAACCUCGAGUUACAUCUGGGUUGCCAUACCUGUUGAGUGAGUUAUUUUACAUUGGUAUGCCUGUGGUGCGAACGGACGGUCGGUCGGUCGGUCGGUCGGUGUACGGUCACGUGAUUACCAAAUUUUCUUGGAUGGAUAGUUUACCACAUUUUCUUACCCAUGGUGCUCCGCUGCGCGCGCUUCGUGCGCGAGAGCUCUGCUAUUGUAUGCUGUCCAGUGGAUUAGUAUUGCGGAAAUCAAUUGCGUUAUCCAGAAAGCAAGCAUAGACAGGGAUGCCGCUUUUAAAAGCAAGUUAAAAUGUUUAAGAUGACUAAUAUGCUAAAAUCACAAACACCACACCUCGGUUUUGUCGUUUUGACUGAUCAAGGGUUUAUACAGAACGAAAUUUGAAAAAUGAUAAAAUUGUUUACAACGUUAACCUUAACUGUAACAUUAAGUCGUAAAGUUAUUUCUCUGUUUAUUGUGUUUCAGGAAAAGCGGCAACAGCGAACUACAGCCAUGAAAUCCUUAUUUGAAAGCAAAGGAACCAAAAAUUGA